GGGUUUCCGUGACCGUGCCGGCUGUCACUGUUCCUGGGUCAGAGCCACCAACAACAGAACCGGAAGCUCCCAAGGUUGACCCCGCCAUUGAGAGAACGGCCGAGAUCCUCAGCAAAUGGAACACGGCACGGCGGAUGACCACCGUCUUCCCCACGGGCAGGUUCAAGGCUGCAGCGACACUUCUGACCGCGGCUGAUCUCGAGAAAGCUGCCGAAGCAACGGCGACCAAGGACGAGCUGGAAACGCCGACCAGCGAGGCUCGUGGGAGGAAAGUCCAGUACAACCUUCAGAAUUCGGACGAAGAACCGUUAGUAGACGGCCACAGUCUCGACGCCCCGACUGGAAGCAGGACGCCCUCGGCCGAAAAGAAGAAGCCCGUGUCUCCAAGGACUCCCAAACCUCUCCUAAAAUCUGUGGAAAAGCUGCGUCAUGUCGACGGGCACAGCCUCAAGAAAAGAAGGGGCAGCGGAAAAGAUGAGGAGAGGGAAACGUCGCGACGGCAUCCUGAGGGCGGACCUGCGGACGGGGACGACCAGUGUCCCAGGGAAACGCUUCCGCUUUUGGAGAUGUCCGAGGGCCUUCCCUACCCGGUGGUGCCGAGACCCGCACUGAUACGGGAGUUGAGCAGGCACCACGGAGAUCCGCACGACCUGCCCGUCCCCGAAGUGAACGUGGUACCGCCCACUCCUCUGCACGCAGAUCACGAAGCGAGGAGGACGCAUAUUCAGCGCUUGGAUACGGACUCUUUGUGAAGCAAGGCGCUUCCACAAGAACCAAUCUGUUCCUCUGCCCAGAUCGGACUGGAGUGAAACAGAUUAGAAAUGUG
This is a messenger RNA of Ixodes scapularis (black-legged tick), 826 nucleotides long. RefSeq lists its product as uncharacterized. Bases 135 to 752 code for a protein of 205 amino acids. The transcript is spliced from 7 exons. Lineage: Eukaryota; Metazoa; Arthropoda; Arachnida; Ixodida; Ixodidae. The record is from RefSeq and is a predicted model, not a curated record.